Messenger RNA from Austrofundulus limnaeus, 1290 nucleotides. It is a transcript of the gene gtf3ab, whose product is annotated as general transcription factor IIIA, b. The coding region runs from base 55 to 945 and encodes 296 amino acids. The record is from RefSeq and is a predicted model, not a curated record. NCBI's taxonomy places the organism in Eukaryota, Metazoa, Chordata, Actinopteri, Cyprinodontiformes, Rivulidae. Gene Ontology annotation, cellular component: nucleus. The transcript is spliced from 9 exons.
GGGUCAUUGAAUGUCCUGUCUUCUGACAGCAACACCUGACGCCUGCUGUUAAAGAUGGAGGAGAAGAAGUUACAUAAUCAACACACUUAUGUUUGCACUUUUCUGGACUGUAAAGCUGCGUUCAGUAAAUCAUGGCGACUAGAAGCUCAUUUAUGCAAACACACAGGACUGAGACCACACUCUUGUGAGAGCUGUGGCAAGAGCUUCUGCUCACGCUACCAACUCUCCGGGCAYGAGCUGAGCCACAGCCGAGAGGAGCCGCACAGGUGUUCGGCUGGAGGACGCUCCGAGGCCUUGGUCACAUCUGCCAGCAUGAAGAACCACGUGGACCGAGUCCACCAGCACCAGGGGAAGAGAUAUCAGUGUGACCAUCAGGGCUGCGAGCAGGAUUUCAACAAGAGAAACAAACUAAAAGCUCACAAGACUGAACAYGGAGAUCCGUCGCCUUUUCAUUGUGCUUUUAGUGGCUGCACAAAAGAAUUUUCCACCCAAGGACAACUGAAGCAUCAUGAGAAAAUGCACGAAGGUUACCCAUGUGGUGUUGAGCUGUGUCCUUUCUGGGGGAAAACAUGGACAGAGUACCUGAAUCACAGAGGACAACACAAAGCUCAGAUGUGUGAGCGCUCUCAGAAGAAAAGGUCCUACUUGUGCACCAGAGAAGGUUGUGACAAGAAGUUCAGUYGCCUCUUCAGACUGAAGGACCACGAACUGGGAGAACAUGAGGGGGAGAAGCCCCUCAGCUGUCCUGAWUGUGGGGAGAGCUUUGCUGUGACGGAAACCCUGUUGCGACACGGCAAGGUGCACAACCAAGCAGUGACAAAGAAACGACCUCACAAAAAGGAUCAGGCAGCUCAGCUCGUACAGUCGGCUGCAGCCAAUAAAGAAGAAACAAACAACCUUUCUACGAAGCUGAAGAAUACAGCUUUAGAGGAUAACGGCUCAUGAUGUGUUUGAAAACUGAAACUAUCAAACGUUUCAGUGUUUUGCAGUGACUAAAGCAUCAUUAAAAACCUUGCACUAUGUUUUCAUUGUUCAGUAAUUUUAAAUUCAAACGCACUAAACUAGGUUUCAACCGUCUUUAUUUCCAAACCUUUUCCCUUAAAUCCUUAAAAGGGGUGGUUCUAGAGGCAUGGCCUGACACUUGAUUGACCACCAGGCAUCAUCCCCAAAAAACUGACACACGAAAGGGGAUCUUGGAUUUUGUAUUUGCAUUUAGAUUUUUGAUACUUCUGUGUAUACAUUUUCAGGUGUGUAUCUUUAAAAAUGGGUGAAUUAAAUCCCUUUGUAAAA